AAAAAUUACUGUAGGACAAAAUGGCGACCUUGCAACGACUCGCAAGGCCUUGCCGGCAAAUAUUCAAAAACUAUGCGCGUACUAGAGUCCCAAUAUAUUCUUGUAGAUCAAUAUCCACUUCUGACAAAAAUAAAGACAUUGCUUCAACAGCAAAUGAAGCGCUAGUUGAAAAGUCACAGGAAUUAAAAGACCUUGAAGCACAUUUUGGUGAUGCAGAUCCCAACAAGUUGAAGAACUGGCAGUCCUAUGGUUGGGAUCAGUACGACAGAGAAAGUGACACCUUUAACAUGAACCUCACCAACUUUGCUUUCUUCACAGUUGUAAUAUGUGCAGGCUCAUUUUUAAUUGCAUAUGCCCCAGAUUUUAGUUUGAGAGAAUGGGCUGUACGAGAAGCAUACUUAGAAAUAGACAGAAGAGAAAAGGCUGGGCUACCUUUAAUUGACCCAUAUUUGGUACCGCCAGAUCAAAUUGAACUGCCAUCAGAGGAAGAAAUUGGAGACCAAGAAAUUAUCAUAUAAUGUGUUAAAACUGUGUCAGAAACUUGUGUUUGUAGCUGAAUUGCUGGAAAGUAAUCAGUAUAUGCAGCGUGUGUUGCAACAUUUUUGGUCCUUUCACAUGAUCUAGUAAAAGAUAAUCCUUAAAGAAAAGAAAUGAAGUUUUUACUUAGGGAAGAAAUAAAGUUUCUACAUUUUGUAAAUAUUUCAUCAAGGAAGAAGAUAUUAAUUUAGAUUUAAAGUUUCCUUUUCUUAAGAUCUUUAGCAAUAAUAUACUAGUACAUUUUUGCCAUUGUUAUAUCCUUAUUGGAGACUUGAGAGAACUAGAGCUACAGUUUAGUCUUAGGAAAUAUGUAGUAAUAAUCAUGUCUUCAGAUAUCUUCACUAUUUUAAAUAAAUUUUUUAACAUAUUUAUUUGAAGGUGUUAAUUUGGUAACAAAGCUAGAAUAGUACUUAAUACACAAUGUACUGUAAAAAUAUUAUAAAAUUUGCAACUGCAUAGAUAUAUUGUGAGGGUACGGUAAUGUAAUAUGACAUUUAACUAUCAAGUAUGAUUUAGUAGGAUCUUCAUAUUUCUUCCUGAAAAAUAUUCAUUUUGAUAAUUUUCCUGUUUUGUAAUUGUAGUUAUUUACAAUAGUAUUUUUAAAAUGAACACGGAAUAAGUAAAGAUGUUGGUUAAGCAUGCAGGACAUUAUAAAAGACAGUAUAUAAUGUAACUAAGUCUAGGAGGUACCAGUUAGUUCAUAUAUAUGUACUUGAAAGCUGGGAGAUAUUAUUUAUAAAUUCAAAUGUGCUUUUGGUGAAGUUUUGAUAAUAAAUUGUUUUAACAUAAAGUAAAA
Molecule: messenger RNA, 1333 nt
Organism: Mercenaria mercenaria
Lineage: Eukaryota; Metazoa; Mollusca; Bivalvia; Venerida; Veneridae
Product: NADH dehydrogenase [ubiquinone] 1 beta subcomplex subunit 11, mitochondrial-like
Exons: 3
Coding region: 21-518 (165 amino acids)
Source: RefSeq, a predicted model, not a curated record